CAGAUUUGAGCUCAUCAGAGAUCUAUCAGAUUACGGUUGACAAAUGCGCUGGCGCACAUUAUCUGAACUGAUAUCGGUGACUGCCGAUAAUACAGCUGAGCCAUAUCGCAACCGAACGUCUACUCCGUCCACCACACACUCUCACUCACUAUGGAAGAAGUAAAGCGAUACACGCGCGCCGAGGUGGCGGUCAAUAACGGGAAGGGAGGAAAACCCGUGUGGCUGAUCUACAAGGAUAAGGUGUAUGACGUCACCAACUAUCUGGUAGAGCACCCUGGCGGUGACGCCGUGAUAAUGGAAGAGGCUGGCACGGACUGCACGGAGGCCUUCGACUCGGAACAUUCCAAGGAGGCUCUCACGCUGUUAAACAAGCACAAGAUCGGAGAGCUAGUUGAAGAGGAGAAACGCUACGACGAGAAUGGCAAAAAGAAGAAGCGAGUAAUCUCUGCAGCUCCAGAUGGUCCCUCCAGGAGUUGCAUGAGCAGGAUCACCUGUGGAUUAAUAGGAUAACAUACUACAUUAACUGACACCUUCGAUCAAAUAUGUAGCUACUAGACUAAAGGUAACGGCAAGAGAAAUAGCGGCAUAAAUAAACCGGUUACACUAUUUGUGUUUCGUGAGUUCUAACCGCUGCCAACCAACGCCUAUAUGCCUCCGUGUGCUUUAAAAAACUGCGAAACUAACCAUCGUAACAGGAAACCUUCAGCUGUCAUUCUUUUUCCACUCACGAGUCAGUCUCUAUUCGUUGAUACUUGAAAUAUUUAGUCGUUUAACAGAUAAACAUGCGAGGUCAUAAAGUCUCACGAAGCAACAGGUCUCAACUGCUAAAACUAAACGUUAACUGGCAGCAAUAAGGUUGACUUAGGCACGUGCUUUCCCCGAGUAGUGUGGUGGAAGGGUAAGAGAUAGGAUAUUAUAGACAUCAAAUUAUUUAACUUAAUUGACGUAGUCGCCUACUUUGGGUCACAUGAGGAAGAUCAUGGUCGGCCAGAGGGCUAUGGAAAGGGCUAUGCUCGGAUUUUCCCUGCGAAAUGGUUGCGAAGCUGAAGUGGCAGUGGGCAGGGCACAUAGCUCGAUGGACAGAUGGCCGUUGGAGCAGUAAAGUCCUCAAAUAGCUACCACGUAUCGGAAGACGCAGUGUUUGUAGGCUCCCACAAGGUGGACCAAUGAUCUGGUCAAAAUCGCCGGAAAAGGUUUUUUUUUAUGAAAAUAAGGGACGAGACGAGCAGGACGUUCAGCUGAUGGUAAUUGAUGCGCCCUUCCCAUUACAAUGCAGUGCCGCUCAGGAUUCUUGAAAAACCCCAAAAAUUCUGAGUGGCACUACAACUCCGCUCGUCUCCUUGAGACAUAAGAUGCUAAGUCUCAUUUGCCCAGUAAUUUCACUAGCUACGGCGCUCUUCAGACCGAAACACAGUAAUGCUUGCACAUUACUGCUUCACGGCAGAAAUAGGCGUCGUUGUGGUACCCAUAAUCUAGCCGGCAUCCUGUGCAAAGAAGCCUCCCACUGGUGGUUCGAUGGCGGCAGCGCAGGACCGAUCGUCAUGCAGAUCUUUGGGGAAGGCCUUUGUCCAGCAGUGGACGUCUUCCGGUUGAAAUGAAUGAAUGAAGAAAUUAUUUAUAAAAUAGUAAAUUACCACAUAAGUUGACGCAUGCUCUAUUCUUGUGAUAAAUUUAUAAUUUAUAUGAAAAGCUGAACGUAAUACAUAUUUGAUCGCAUAUUUUUUACACUUCAAAGUCAGAUAUAGUAAUUGAUAAUUGGCUGCCUAAGUGCUCGAAGUUAAGAUUGUUGGUAGACCAUUGUUGGUAUUAUGUUGUAGUGAACGAGUAUACAUUAGUGUGUGAACAAUAUCCUCAUACCAAUAACACACUUUCCCGCCCUCGCCUUCAAACCAUAAGUUAAUUUUCUUUUGUACCAGCAUAUAAACCUUAGUAGAUGUAAAUGUAUUUAAGUGAAAGAUCAUAAUCUCCACUGCGCUCCAACUAGAUACCGCAAUACCUAAGAACAAUAGCUUUUUUAUUACGGCAACUAUUAGAUGAUGGCUUUUUUAAAAUUAGGUAACAUGCGCUUGGUGUUAUUUUACAUUGAAAUUAAUAAAAUAAAAAAAAACUUACUGAUGAUAUGUGAUUCCAGUGUCUUUCUUAUUUCUUGUAAUAUUAUUUUUACUAUGUUUUACAAUGCAACCCGUCAUUUUAGUUUCAAUUAUUAACAAAGUUUAACUGAACAUGUGGCACGUCAACGUCACACAUUGUUAGAGACUGGCUCGAGUACGGCCACUUGGGCGUAGUAUUAGUUGCCGCACUUUGCGACAAUCCCUGCGGUAUCUAGUUGGAGCGCAGCGGAGACCAAUCCUAAGUCUAAUAUCAUAAUGCUAAUAUAAUUCUAAACGAUAUUCGUCACUAGCCACUGAAUGGGAAUGUUUAUAAAUAUUGUUGUAAAUAAAUAUAAUUUAGAUGUGCCUAAUAUUUGUAAUAAUGCUUUAAAAUAAUUGUAAUAUUUUUAUUUUGUAACUGUUUAAUAGAAAAUAUUAAAAUUUUAUUUACACAUGACGUUUUUAAAAGAAAUAAACGAAAUAAAGUUUU
Molecule: messenger RNA, 2580 nt
Organism: Leptidea sinapis
Lineage: Eukaryota; Metazoa; Arthropoda; Insecta; Lepidoptera; Pieridae
Product: cytochrome b5-like
Exons: 4
Coding region: 151-510 (119 amino acids)
Cellular component (GO): intracellular membrane-bounded organelle; membrane
Molecular function (GO): heme binding
Source: RefSeq, a predicted model, not a curated record